Ciona intestinalis (vase tunicate) is the source of this 1820-nucleotide messenger RNA. RefSeq names its product GPI alpha-1,4-mannosyltransferase I, catalytic subunit. Gene Ontology annotation, cellular component: glycosylphosphatidylinositol-mannosyltransferase I complex; membrane. The record is from RefSeq and is a predicted model, not a curated record. Gene Ontology annotation, molecular function: GPI mannosyltransferase activity; alpha-1,4-mannosyltransferase activity. NCBI's taxonomy places the organism in Eukaryota, Metazoa, Chordata, Ascidiacea, Phlebobranchia, Cionidae. Gene Ontology annotation, biological process: GPI anchor biosynthetic process.
AUGUAAAAGUUUCAGGUUGUUUAGCAUGAAUAGUAUUGGUGAUAAAUGCACACCGCUAAAAGCUGAGUACGAUAAAUGCUUCAAUCACUGGUUUCGUGAGCAUUACAUGAAGGGCGAUACACAAGACACCUGUGCGGAAAUUUUCAAGAAAUACCAAACGUGUGUAAAGGGUGUUAUGAAGGAGCAGGGCAUGGACUUUACAGAGUUAGAAAAAUCAGUUCUUGGAACAGAAAACGAAAAGAAAGAGCCAACCAACACCGCUGAGAAGUAGAGGCGGAAUGAUCAUGAAAACUUUUACUGUCUAUAUCUCAGCUUUUGUUUUAAGGAUAUUUUUGUUGCUAUAUGGCAUGUGGCAAGAUUUAUACAUGAAAGUAAAAUUCACAGACGUUGAUUACUUUGUGUUUAGUGAUGCUGCUGAGUUUGUUAGCCUUGGUCAAUCACCUUACCUACGAGCUACAUAUCGAUAUUCCCCAUUGCUAGCGUGGAUUCUUGUACCCAAUAUAUACCUCACUCCAGUUUGGGGAAAACUGAUUUUUAUUGCUGCAGAUUUUGCAACAGCCUAUCUUAUUCAAUGCAUUUUGGAAUUACAAUGUGUCUCAAAAAAACUUAUCUCAUUAUCCUUAUGCACCUGGCUGUUUAACCCCUUAACUGCCAUGAUCUCUUGUAGAGGCAAUGCAGAGUCAAUUCUGUCUAUGAUAGUUUGUUGUACACUGUAUCUUUUAUUUAAGAAAUACACAUUUCUUGCAGGGAUUUUAUUUGGAUUGGCUGUUCACUUAAAAAUUUACCCUGUAAUUUAUAUUCUAUGCAUCUUUUUGUUCCUGGGUAGCAGUUUUGACAAUGGUAGAAACAGAGUUGUCCUGUGCGAGUUAAUUAAUAAUUUAAAAGGUGGGAAAAUCAAAACCAUUUUUGGGAAAUUACUCAGUGGUAAAAGACUUGCAUUCUUCUCAGCUUUUCUUGUGUGCCUUGUCAGUUUAACAAUGAUUAUGUAUAAAAUUUACGGGUUUCCUUUUUUGGAGCACACCUACUUAUACCAUGUCACACGCAAAGAUAUUCGCCAUAACUUUUCAGUAUACUUUUACAUGCUGUAUUUGGACCCUAGUACAUUACAUGGUCUGCUUUGUUUCUUUAACCAAGCGUUGCUGAUGGGCAUAUUAUCGUACACACACUACGAAGACCUGCCCUUUUGCCUAUUUCUCCUCACCUAUGUAUUUGUAACUUUUAACAAAGUGUGCACAUCGCAGUACUUUAUAUGGUACGUCUCCCUGCUGCCAUUUCUUGUUCCCAAAUUAAGGCAUAUUGGUUUAAAAAAAUGUCUGUUGGUAAUUAUUUUGUGGUUUGUAGGACAGGGCUUUUGGCUUGCUGCAGCAUACCUACUUGAGUUCGAAGGCAGAAAUGUUUUUACUGUUUUAUGGAUUGCUGUAAUUGUGUUUUUCCUGAUUAAUGUUUUUAUUGUGAAGUGGUUUAUUACCAACUAUGAUUUUUCCCCUGUUUUUACUUCAAAUGGAGUGAUAAAACCUAUAAAGUCAUUUAAAACUGCUUAAAAUAGAAUAACAAUAAAUGCAACUGUCAGAAUAUGAUAAAAUUAAUGAUAUUUAACCGAUGAUGUAAUUAAUAAAAUGUAAUUUGAGCUUGUUUUCCUCAAUUUAAUCUACAUUAAUUAUACAGUUUUCUGAGUUCCGGUUAUGUGCUGUAUAAGUUAGAUCAACCGGCCGAAAUCAUUGAUUAAACUUUGCUUUCCUAAUCAUAAGGAAUAAAUAAAGUUCUGCUUCAUUAUACUUUGCAUGUUAUUUCAUGUGUCAGGUUAAUUUUGUGUUUCUUAG